CGCAGUAAACAAGGAAAUGUUUCUUUCGCGCUCUGUCCGGAACAUGAGCAAUGCAAAAUUCUGCCAUCGAUACAUGUUUAUGUCUUCCAUUCAGUCAUAGACUUCUAACUCAUAUUUCUCACCAUGGACGGUGCUUUGACUACUGAGCAUAAGGAGGAUGGGUCUUUGCGGAGGAGAAAGACAGAAGACGAAGGAGAGGAUCAGAUCGGGAGCAAGUUGUCAAAAACGGAAAGCACCGGUUUGGAGUCUUGCUUGGAUGAGCCAGUUGAGUUGAGAAGUGUUCAUGAAGUCAUCAGGUAUGGAGCCUCAUCUCUGCCAGCUAAGCAUUAUGACCCGGACACCACCGAGCCAAUCAGCUCCGGCCUUCAGUCCCUGGAGGAGCUGUUGUCGUGGAAACGCAGCGAGGCCAACCCCUUCAACGUGGCGACGGUGCCCCUGGCCAAUCGGGAGCCUUCUCUGGCCAGCACGCCGCACCGGACUCUGGUGAGUCACGACAUGAUGGGCGGAUACCUGGAUGACAGGUUUCUGCAGGGAGCAGAGUCAGAGGCUCCCUAUGUGUUCUACCACUGGCAGUACAUCGACGUGUUUAACUACUUCAGCCACAACAUGGUGACCAUCCCCCCUGCCGUCUGGACUAACGCUGCUCACAGACACGGAGUCAUCGUCCUGGGCACCUUCAUCACUGAGUGGACGGACGGGGGGAAGAUGUGCGAGGUCUUCCUGAAAGAGGAGGAGUCUUACAGGGCCGUAGCUGAUAGGCUGGUUCAGAUAGUCCACUGUUACGGCUUCGAUGGUUGGCUGAUCAACAUCGAGAACCCUCUCGGUGAGACUGCUGUGAAGAACACUCCUCUGUUUCUACGUUAUCUGACUGACCAGAUGCAUGAGAGAGUCCCUGGUAGUAUGGUGUUGUGGUAUGACUCUGUCCUGGAGAACGGACAGCUCAAAUGGCAGAAUGAACUCAACCCAUCCAACAGAGUGUUUUUCUCAGCGUGUGAUGGUAUCUUCACCAACUAUAACUGGACAGAGCAGAGCCUGGAGAGAAUGAAGGCCUACUCAGCUGCUCAGGGCCGGCUGGCGGACAUCUUUGUUGGGGUGGACGUGUUCGCCAGGGGAGAGGUGGUGGGAGGGAAGCUGGAGACUAAUAAGGCUCUGGAGAUGAUUCGUAAACAUGACUUCUCUACGGCCAUCUUUGCUCCAGGCUGGGUGUACGAGUCCAUCCCAGACAAGACUGACUUCAGGAAGGAACAGGACAGGUUCUGGUCUCUCCUGUCUGACUUCCUGUAUGUCCACCGGCCCUCGUCGCCCCUCCCAUUCGUCUCCUCCUUCUGCCAGGGUGCUGGGACCAGCCUCUACUGGAGGGGACAGCGUGAGGUGGAUCGUAGCUGGUUCAACCUGGAUGCCCAGGAGCUGCAACCCCUAUACUACAAAGAGACCCUUGAGGGGGAGGGCUGGCUGAGGACCCAGGGCUGCCCUGAAGAUGCCUGGAGCGGGGGCAGCUCUCUGCUCGUAGAGGGCGUCCUACCCUCCAUGCUGUCUAAAGUCUGCGCCAGGAUCUUUUCUCUCCAGGUGCCUCUAUCCUCCAGGGUCUUUGUGUCUCUGAUCUAUAAGCCGUCUCCUGGGGUCACUGUCUCUCUGGAGUUAAAGACUGCUGAUGCUACACUCUGCACACACAGAGGUGUCCAGGAUAUACCUACCAGCAGUGUUGAGCCUGCUGCUUUAACAGAGGACCACCAGUUGGUGAGACAGUUCUCUCAGAGCUGUGGACAGUGGAACCCAGACGGAUGGACUGUCAGGUGUUCCCAGUUGGAGCUGCAGGGCUGUACUCUGAGGGAUGUGUGUGUGAGCGUGCAGCGUGAUGGAGGAGAUAAGGACACACCCUUUAAAUGCCGGGUCGGAGAGAUUAUGAUCCUGGAUGCUGAGUCCCUCUCCGUUCCUCCCCUCCCAGUCCAGAGUGUGUGUAUCUAUGACGUGGUGUGGCUGAGGGGCGCCAGUAAACUUCAUCUCAACGCCACCCUGCGCUGGCGCUACCCUGCCCAACUCGUACGCCACUUCCUGGUGUACUGGCGCCGGCUGAGAGGUCCAGACCCCCGGAUCCCAUCUGGGAAGCUGGCCCUGAUUGGCCGAGCCUACUGCCCCUUGUUCCGGGUGACCGAGCUGACGGUUCCAGAACCUCCAGGUCUUCUAGAACUGGUGGUGGAACCCGUGUCUCGGGAGGGGUUCCGUGUUCCUGAGUCUCAAUGGGGGAGGAGGAGUCUCAGUUAUACUGAGGAGAGGACGGACCAAUCAUAAGACAGUAAAAGGGUAGCAACGUACUGGCUGUCCCAAAUGGAACCCUAUUCCCUAUAUAGUGCACUACAUGGACCCAUAGGGCUCUGGCCAAUGUAGUGCACUAUAUAGGGAAUAGGGUGCCAUUUAGGAUGUACUAUUGGACUUGCUACUCCACUUCCUUUCCAGAACACGUCCUGUCCAGUCAGUGAUAACCUGAUUCAGUACGCUAGUUUGUAGUGAUGUGAUCCUCCUAGUCACCUAUAGUUACCCAUUUUUUCUAGUAAAGAAAGUAUAUUUUUUUAAUAAAUAAGCUUCCCAGAACAAUUAGGGGAACUCCGCAUUAGAGAAGCCUAGGCCAGAAUUCAACAUGAAGUGUGCUGUAGGUAAUUCCCGAUUGAGCCGACAUCUGCAGCCCUUACUGUGAAUGCAAUCUGAGCAGAUGCAGGGACAUUGCCUUUAAAAAAGGUGCAUUGUUGAGAGCUCUCUACAACGUGCCACAGAUUGAAUCCUCGGAGAGCAAGCAGGACUGGACAGGUGAGAGUAAGCCAGAACGUGGUGCAGUGUCUUCUGGGUGCAGAGCAAGGGAAGGAUACUUCAAGCAGUACAUAGAGAUUCCCCCCAAUACAUAUAGACUCCCCAAUUGGGCAAAAGCCCUUCCUCUCGGCGACUCCUCCGUGACCCAGAAACCGAUAAGUGGUCGAGGAGUGUGUCAAUACGUUAAUCGGAGAAGGAAGGAGUUCCACAGAGGAUGCGGCAGGAAGUGACACACACCCUUUUGUUUUUUCUAAGGAGAAAAGCAUGCACACUUUAAAACUACACGCUACGCUUCCUUUCAUCUAGGUAAAACUACACGCUACGCUUCCUUUCAUCUAGAAAACUGGCUACAUUUAUUUUGGGAUUCUCUUGUAAAAAAUAAUAUUCACCACAUGCUAAAUGAAUUAAAGCAACAAUAAAGAUACUUUAUAAAAAUAUAUAUAAAAAAAAAAAAAAUCUGAAUUUUGUUUGAGUCAAAACAUUUGCACAACAGUGUUCCAUGUUGGUUACUGAAUGUCUGACAGUUCGGUUUGACAAAACAACAUGAGGACAUUUCUAAAAUGUAUGAAAGAAUUAAGACUUAGUUUCAUAUUUUAGUCAACAAAUCUCCAAAGCAUUCAAACAGGCACACUAUUUAGAAAAAAAAAGCUGUUUUUAAUUAUUAUUGUUCUCACGCUCAAAUGUACAAAGGAAAUCAAUCAGUUAGAUCAGAUGUUGAGUACCGGUCCGCAUCCCCUGUAGUAGCUCUGGUCCAGGGUGUCUUCCAAUAGUGAAGAGAGAAGCCGGAAAAAACACCCUGGACCAGAGCUACUGCUGCAAGAGACAAGGGGAGCUGAACACUGAUAUAAUGCACAAUCUGAAGUGGCACCCUAUUCCCUAUAUAGUGCACCAGUAUAGAAGCAGAUUGUGGUGGAUAAUGGUACAGUAUGGAUGAUGCUGGACUGAGCAGUCGGUUAUAUUUGGUGAUUCUUCCUGAUUGCCUUAAAUCUGACGGAGAGCCAUUCCAGCUGGCAUCAGUGUGUGUGUGUGUGUGUGUGUGUGCGUACUAGAGCUGGGACGAUAAACCCAAAAUUACAGACACCGCCUUCCUCAUACCAAAUCAUUUUGCAUACAUUUUGGGUUAUUUUGCUACACAACGUUCCUGUGGAUUGUUCUAGAACCAUUAUGUGGUCAACAGUAAUAGCCUAUGCAUUAUGUUGUUUCCUCCUAUGAAAGUCUCUGCCUGUACCUCGGGGCUGGCGCCAGGAUGAAUCAGUUGGACUGGCAUUUUAUUUCCAUAACGAGGCACUUAUGUUUUUCUUCACGGGACCUCCUGUGUGUAAAGACAUGUCAUUUAAUUAACUAUCAAAAUGUAUUACCUUUUAAUGUGGCAUGAACACAUCAUGACUGGUUUUCAUCUGAUUGUCAAACAAAUCACUUCAUUAAGUAGGUUAGCCUUGAUCUUAAUGCUUGUGGGUCACUUGAUAUUCUAUGAGAUUAUAAUGUUGGUCAAAAGGGAAAUAAAAGUAUGAGGGGCGAACGAAACUCUACCGGUGUCCUAGCUAGCUACCAACCAGUGUUACUGCUGCCUACCGGUGUCCUAGCUAGCUACCAACCAGUGUUACUGCUGCCUACCGGUGUCCUAGCGAGCUACCAACCAGUGUUACUGCUGCCUACCGGUGUCCUAGCGAGCUAGCACAGUGUCCUUCGCUCCCGCCUGCCCUCGACGUCGUUAACAGAACUGCGAGAAAGCAGUGUCCGACAAGCGAGGGCGAAGGUGGGGUUUAUCGGAGGUUGGCAUCCAACGUUAAGGUUCAUUACCGCCCCCCUACUGAACUGGCUCACCCCUGCCUCCCGCCUGUGUAUCACUGUCCUAACUUAAUCAUGGACCAAUAGAACUAUAAAGAGGGGUUCCUGCAGAUGAAGGAAUGACCACAUGCAGUAAUGCCCAGAAUUGCGAGUCGCAAUUACACCCUUCUCGUGGAGUGCGCGAUUUGCAGUGAAUAGACCUACAUCAAGUAGCCUAGGCCUGGAGCUGGGACGUUUCUGUAGGACAUUAGCCUACAUUUACUGAUCAAUUAAUCAAUUAGCAUACAUGGUGACCUAGCAACAAUAUCAUAUCUACAGUUCGUAGUCUAGCUCAGUGUUUUGAGGUCCUCAGGUGGUGAAUCAUAUAGCCUAGAGGACAAUAUGCACAAAGAUGUCAGCCAAUUCUCUGAAGAGGCCAAAAUAAAUGUGAUCAUUGUGGAUCCUUUUGACAGGUUGCACAUCAACCAUACCUUCCCUGGAUAUGUUGGAUGAAAUAUCUUACUUUUAGAAUCGUAGGCUACCGUCUCAGUUGUCUUACCUGGCCCUGGAAACACGUCUAGAGCCCUGCUGCUGCUUUACAUUUAAACAUGUGUCAUUUAGCAGACGCUGCUCUUCGCUGAUGUAAAGUAACUAACCAUUAAACACAGUUACAUUCAUCACGAUAGGACUUUUUGUCCAUGUGGCCCAGCUUUAGCAUACCUCCACUCAAAAUAACUGAUUUAACAAUAUUGCAACAAAUAAAAAAAGGAAAUGUA
Messenger RNA from Salmo salar (Atlantic salmon), 5345 nucleotides. It is a transcript of the gene engase, whose product is annotated as endo-beta-N-acetylglucosaminidase. The record is from RefSeq and is a predicted model, not a curated record. Gene Ontology annotation, biological process: protein deglycosylation. Gene Ontology annotation, molecular function: mannosyl-glycoprotein endo-beta-N-acetylglucosaminidase activity. NCBI's taxonomy places the organism in Eukaryota, Metazoa, Chordata, Actinopteri, Salmoniformes, Salmonidae. Gene Ontology annotation, cellular component: cytoplasm.